This is a messenger RNA of Haliotis rubra (blacklip abalone), 1400 nucleotides long. RefSeq names its product small nuclear ribonucleoprotein F. The record is from RefSeq and is a predicted model, not a curated record. The coding region runs from base 132 to 398 and encodes 88 amino acids. Gene Ontology annotation, cellular component: catalytic step 2 spliceosome; U1 snRNP. The transcript has 4 exons. NCBI's taxonomy places the organism in Eukaryota, Metazoa, Mollusca, Gastropoda, Lepetellida, Haliotidae. Gene Ontology annotation, biological process: spliceosomal snRNP assembly; mRNA splicing, via spliceosome. Gene Ontology annotation, molecular function: RNA binding.
UCACUUUAUACAUUUAACCGGAAGUAAGAGUGCGCAUGCGGUGUUCGUUGAGACCACGCUUUGCCGGGAGAAAAUUGGUUUCGAGUUAGGAAGGCCUUUAUCAACAUAGCGAGUCAACACAAACACACAAAAUGGCUGCUCUUCCUAUGAACCCCAAACCUUUCCUGAAUGGUUUGACAGGCAAGCCAGUGAUGGUGAAACUCAAGUGGGGAAUGGAGUAUAAGGGCUAUCUAGUGUCAGUGGAUGGCUACAUGAACCUACAGUUGGCCAACACAGAAGAAUACAUUGAUGGUGCAUUAGCUGGCAACUUGGGGGAGGUUCUCAUCAGAUGCAACAAUGUGCUGUACAUCCGGGGCGUGGAAGAAGAGGAGGAGGAGGGGGAGAUGAAGGACUUAUAGAACAGGGAAUCUUUAUAUGGACAUGACAUGUACUUGAACACUGUGCCCCGGUCUGGAACAUUGUUCCAUAUCGAUGUCGGACUGACCCAGCCACCAAUCAUUCCUGCUGGGAUUUGUCAUCUCACAUUGUGUUACAAUCCACAUCUAUUCAUGGAGCUCAUCUCUACAAUGACUGUGUGGACACUGCCUGUCAUCCAUCAUCAGUUUGUUUCAUGCAUAUUGUUUACUAAACCAAUGUGAAUCAGGCCAUAAGGAAUUAUUUACGAAGAUUUUCAUUGCCUAUGCCAUCACACAUUAUUAUAUCACAUGCAGUAAAAGAAAAUUGCCAUGUGUGUUCUUUUCGUUUUUAAUUAGAUAAAAUAGGCAAUAUGCUCAUUCCUUCGACCAUUCAUGCUUCAUUAGCAUGUCCUUCAACAGUUAAUGUACACAUAUGCCUUGGACUGUAAAAACUGUAUACCACUCAAAAGUUAAAGAACAGGAAGAAUAAGAAGAAAUCUUUGUUUGAUCCACCGACCAUUUUAGAACAGCUGUAAACCUAUGAAAAAGUGGUAGUGUUUGACAUGUUUUCUGGUGGUAUAAAAACUUGCUAUGUAAUAAGAUGUGAUGAAAAUCUAAUAAUUAAUUUAUUUUGGCCUUGAGGAUGUCAGGACCUCCUGUUGGGAAGUGAACCUAAAAUCCAGGAGGUCCCUGUAUAACCCGAAUGUUCCAAGAUUUGAGGGGUUCCCAAAUUAAGAUAUUUCAGCUGUGAACUUCACCGAAUCCAGGACUCUUGAAUCCAGGACUCUUGAACGCUGGCCAGGGCAUGUUUCAAGAUGGUGUUUCUUAUAUUGGUGGAUCAGUACAAAUACCACAAGGAAGUGUAUUUGUUGAGGUUUCACAUCACUGCCCAGUCUUUAUUGUUUCAGGUAUUUCAAGUGUAUCAUGUAUUUCAAGAUACCAGUUUCAGAUGUGUAUCGGAACUUGUAAUUUUUUUAAUGAAAGAUAAAGAAUGUCGAUUAAGAA